This is a messenger RNA of Pongo pygmaeus (Bornean orangutan), 676 nucleotides long. RefSeq names its product transcription factor BTF3 homolog 4-like. The record is from RefSeq and is a predicted model, not a curated record. Lineage: Eukaryota; Metazoa; Chordata; Mammalia; Primates; Hominidae. The transcript has 2 exons. The coding region runs from base 16 to 591 and encodes 191 amino acids.
UGAGGAGCUUUUUGCAUGUCAUUCUGCACUUUAGAAGAAAAGAUGAGACAGCCAUCUUGCUCUUGCCGUGUGCUGGUAUUGGAGGACCCUCCGUGCUUCAGAUUUACCAACAGCAUGAAUCAAGAAAAGUUAGCCAAACUUCAGGCUCAGGUCCGGAUAGGGGGCAAGGGUACACCUCACAGAAAGAAGGUGGUACAUAGAACAGAUAUAGCUAAUGACAAAAAGCUUCAGAAUUCUCUAAAAAAAAACCUGGCUGUGAAUAAUAUAGCUGGUAUUGAAGAGGUGAACAUGAUUAAAGAUGAUAGGACAGUUAUUCAUGUCAACAGUCCCAAAGUCCAAGCUUCCCUUUCUGCUAACACCUUUGCAAUUACUGGUCAUGCAGAAGCCAAACCAAUCACAGAAAUGCUUCCUGGAAUAUUAAGUCAGCUUGGUGCUGACAGCUUAACAAUCCUUAAGAAGUUAGCUGAACAGUUCCCAUGGCAAGUCUUGGACAGUAAAGCACCAAAACCAGAAGACAUUGAUGAGGAGGAGGAUGAUGUUCUAGAUCUUGUACAAAAAUCUGAUGAGGCAUCAAAGAAUGAAGCUAACUAAAAUUUUGGUUUUUGAAAGCUGGCAUGGACUAGAUUUAACAAAUCAGCUAUGUGAUUCCAAAGUUUUACAAACACAGAGAACAUCA